CUGGAAUCCUGGAAUAUCAAACUUCUUCCUCUGGCCUUUAAUAUCAUUCAUACUGCCCCCUCAACAUGCAAGCUAAAAUUGGAGUUGUCGGUCAACGUGAGAUUGUGGAAGUCCGGGGUGCAAACGGAGAGCCCCCUUAUGUAGUCUGCUUUAGCGACGGCCAUGGGUCUCAUUUUCCUGAGUCCAAAUGCAGUGAUAGACUCGAGUUCAUAAGGAGAUGUCUACUUUGAAAACGUUGGGGUAGUAACUGUUAUUUAUUCCAGUCAGAUUACACUCUCUACAAUCUUCGUGUGAUCUUCCAUGUACAUAGUAAAUUUUUUGCGGUCUUUCUAAGACAACCUAGUGAGAUUGAGACUCGAUUGGAGAAAUGUGGCUGCAUAUGCCGG
Messenger RNA from Aspergillus ruber CBS 135680, 386 nucleotides. RefSeq lists its product as uncharacterized. The coding region runs from base 66 to 230 and encodes 54 amino acids. The transcript is spliced from 3 exons. The record is from RefSeq and is a predicted model, not a curated record. Lineage: Eukaryota; Fungi; Ascomycota; Eurotiomycetes; Eurotiales; Aspergillaceae.